Vitrella brassicaformis is the source of this 3552-nucleotide messenger RNA. The record is from the annotation of a GenBank genome assembly. Lineage: Eukaryota; Vitrellaceae.
CAAAUAGGCGGAGAGGGUUGGUGGAGAGGGAGUCGUUUGCAUAGUGAAAGAUCCAUAGUCGACGUCGUUCCCCGAAGUACUUGAUUGUCACGAUGGGUGCCGGGUGCUGCACGAUGCGGCACAAGGACAAAAGGGAGCGCUUCCAACCAUCGGUGAUCGAGCCAAAACCCCACCGAAACGCACAGCCCUCAAUCUGUGUUUAUCCAUGGGUCUUGACGUUUGAUGCCAUUGGUGUGUUCACUCAGUUCCUGCACACCCUGGUGGUGACGUAUUCUUCCCAGGUGGACUUCGUGCCGUACUGGAUGGACUUCGCUCCUCUGUGGCCGGCCCGCAGCGACACUCCCAAGAUGCUCGUGGUCGCAAACAGACAGCUCAUACAGACAUUCAAGUGAGUGCUGGAGAGGGAGGGAGGGAGGGAGGAGUCGUUGUGUGUGUCAUGUGUUUUGAUGCAUGGCAUGGACCGGCAGGCUUGAGUGCAAUGGUGGUGACGAGAGCGACUUGGAGGACAUGUCUGCCUGCCAUCGGCGUGUGCUGGACGACAACGAGGGCCUCACCGCCAUGGCCUUCUCGGACCCUGACAACUCCAGAUACCUCAUUGUGAGUGACCACUCACACACUCAUAGGCAGGCACUCAGGAAAGGCGAGCGUGCUGGUCAAUCGCUUGUCGUUCGUGUGUCAGUUGGGUGUGUCCGUGACGGGCGAGGCGAGUGAGAGCGACCUGGUGCCAUCAUCCAGCGUAUCGACCACACCCUCAGACGAGGUACGGCUGCCUAACCCUCACUCAACAUACAGACAGACAGAGAUGCGCCGCGCCCUCUCUCUCUUUCCCCGACAGGUGCCCAAGACCGUUUACGUGCGUAUGGUAGAUUUGCAGAGCGGCCUGACCACGGUGAGCAGUCACGUGGGCCACAAGGCCGACGUCCGCUGCAUCGCUGGGGGAUACUUCCGCGUCUUCACGGCCGACGAGGACGGACACUGCUGCGUAGGGGAUGGAACACCAUACGCCACCCAACACCGUGCAGCACUGCCUCGUGUGUUGUGCGCGCGCGUGUGUGUGUGUGUGUGUGUGUGUCAGUCGUGGCGUAAGGAGCGCAGGCACAGGUCGUCCAAGGACUCCAAGCAAGGGGCGGCCGAUCUGCAGACGGCCCAUCCGUACACCCUGCAGCCACACGGCUCCAAGAGGCUGCACCAGGCCGCCAUACUCGUAAGGGAGAGGGCAUUCACACACACACACACACACACAUACAUACGGGCGGAGGGGGGAUGUGAUGUGUUCUGAUAUCACUUGCACCUCACCUUCCUCUCUGUUCUGUCUGUUUGUGUGCCGUGCGUGCAGCAAAUGGAGGUGGAUACGCAAUUUCUCUACACUCUUAGCUCCGACCAGACUAUUGGCAUAUGGGUACCUGACGAGUGUGAUGGAGUCCGCUGUCGUAUUUGUGCAUCUUUCUUCCGCCCUUUGUUUGUAUCAGCACGUGCGCGACAUGCAGGCCCACACGCUGCUGAAUGUGGUGGUGGGCUUCAACAGACAGCUGAGCGCACAGGGCCUGCUCGCAGACACGGAGGAUGACCAUGCACUAGGAGCGGCGGCUGUCUGCAUGAAGAGGCACACCGACGCUGUCCAGGCGCCAGUGAGUGGACACACACACACACACACACACACACAGCAGAAUGAAGGCAGGAGAAUGGGUAUGGUGUGGAUGUUUGGGUGUGGCUAUAAUGGUGCGUGUGCGUGCGUGCGUGCGUGCGUGUGGCAGGUGACGCGUCGAUCCCAGCUGGUGCGUCCCAAGUCUCGUUGGGGCUCCAGCAACGGCUCCUGUAGAGGACAGGCCUUCCCUAUGGGCCCACUCUAUGUGGUAAGAAUGCGUCUUAGGUUAGCCGAUGGACGAGAUGAUGCAUUCCUGCACGAGUGAGUGGUGGUGUGUCUUCCUCCCUCAGACGGUAGAGACCAAGUUGGGUGACGGGUGGCUGUUGGUGUACUACCUGGACCAGAGAGAGCCCUCGCCCCACCAAACCGCGGCAGACGACGUGGGUGAACGGGCGGGCGAGUGGGGACGGGCAAGCCGCGUGAGAAUCUUGAAGGGAUGGAUGUAUGGAUGGAUGGGGCGUCAUGCGUCUGUGUGCGUUGUCUUAGGAUGAGGGCGAGAGCUGGGAGGAGGUCGACGACGCGUCGUCUUCGCCGGCCAGUGACACGGGCGCAUCCCCCACCCUCCCACCAUUCUUAGACAGUAGCAGCAGCGGCAGCAGCAGCGGGGCCACGGUCGGCAUUCAGGUCGACAUGGAAUACGACCCCUCAUCGGUCUCACUCGGACGGCCCAAACCCGCAGCCGCGGCAGCCGCUGACGAGACGCCAUCCUCUCCCUCUCCCUCUCCCUCCGCCCUGAGGGACCACAGCCAGAAGAGCGUCUCCACCCAGGCAUCAUCUGCCGACAUUGCAUCCUCAUCCGACCCAUCGGUCCCAUCACGCGACCGCUCAUUCGUCCCCGGCUCGGCCACGUCGCGGCGAGUCAUAUCGGCGGGCAGAGAGGCCUCAGAGGAGCCGCCGAGCGACGCCCAGUCCUUCGAUCGUGCGAGGCGUGUGCGGGGUCCGUUGCAUGUGCCGGUGACGGACGACGAUGUCAAGUGCCGUGCGCUGCGGGUGCAUUCGGGCGCCAUUACUGCCAUGGUGUACGGCCCGUACGACAAUGGCCCGGUCAUCACUGCGUCGGAGGAUAGGAGCGUUCGCGCAUGGGUGGGCCCGUGACGGACGGACACAGAUGGGAUGGCCUCUCAUCGGAGAGGCGUCUUGCGCAUCUCCAUCCAUCCUCCUUGUGUCUGUUGGUUUGUGUGGUGUGUGGUGUGUGUAUGUUGACUGACUGACACAGGAGGCUACCAGUCUGAUGUGUCAGGGGUCUCGCGAAGAUGCACUCGUCAGUCAGCCAAGAAACACCUGACUGAUACUUACUGGACACACACUCCCUGCCUGUCUGUCUGUGUGCGUGUGUGCCCGUCCGUCCGUCCAUCAUUCAUGACUGCCUGCAGGAUCGGAUCACGGCGAUGCGCACCAACCCGCCGUUCAACAUCAUCACCUGCAGCCCUUCACGUAUACGGGUACGGUACACCCAACCACCCACACAGCCAGCCAGCCACGCAUCCACACACAGUAGUGCUGAUUGAUUCGUGUGUCUGCUGUGUCUGCGUGUGACCCAUAACUAUCAGUUGUGGACGUUGAUCAACUCGAGGAGCCGUCAGUUUGACGUGACGGACGAGGAAAUGGUCCGGCGCCGCGAGGCACGCGCCCACGGACACGGCGAUACUAAGGGGGAGGGAGGGGCAGAGGGCGAGGGGGCGGGGGUGGAUGGGGGGAGGCCCAAAAGGGAUAGGCGGACACAGUACCUCCUGCACGACUGACUGACUUACUCCAUCAGAGGCGGGCAGCCAGCAGUGCGUGCAGACGGUGUUCUUCUGUUGUGUAAAGGGUAGAUGAAUGCAUUGAUUGAUUGUCCGUAAGACUCUCUUGAUUAGCGGGCCUGUUGCCUAGGACAGACAAAUCAGUUCAAUCCCCCUUCCUCGUCC